Messenger RNA from Oncorhynchus nerka (sockeye salmon), 539 nucleotides. Its product is annotated as hemoglobin embryonic subunit alpha-like. The transcript is spliced from 3 exons. The record is from RefSeq and is a predicted model, not a curated record. Lineage: Eukaryota; Metazoa; Chordata; Actinopteri; Salmoniformes; Salmonidae. The coding region runs from base 21 to 452 and encodes 143 amino acids. Gene Ontology annotation, biological process: oxygen transport; hydrogen peroxide catabolic process. Gene Ontology annotation, cellular component: hemoglobin complex; haptoglobin-hemoglobin complex; blood microparticle. Gene Ontology annotation, molecular function: oxygen binding; organic acid binding; iron ion binding.
CAUCGUCUUUAACUACAACCAUGAGUCUCACCGCUAAGGACAAGAAAAUGGUCAAGGCCUUCUGGGCCAAGGUGGCCAGCAAGGCUGAGGACAUCGGCUGUGAUGCUCUGUCUAGGAUGCUGGUUGUGUACCCCCAGACCAAGACCUACUUCUCCCACUGGAAGGACCUGAGCCCCGGCUCUGCCCCAGUCAGGAAGCACGGUGGGACCAUCAUGGGAGGCAUCAGUUUAGCGGUGGCCAGCAUCGACGACAUCAACGCAGGUCUCCUCUCCCUCAGCGAGCUGCAUGCCUUCCAGCUGCGUGUCGAUCCCGCCAACUUCAAGAUCCUGUCCCACAACAUCUUGGUGGUGCUGGCUGUCUUGUUCCCCAAUGAUUUCAACCCCGAGGUUCAUGUGGCCAUGGACAAGUUCCUGGCCGCGGUGGGCCGGGCUCUGUCUGAGAAGUACCGAUAAGAUGUGGACAGAAGGCAUCAGACCAGACGGAUUGCAGCAUUGAUCAGCACUGUGCUCAGCUCUGUAUUGUUCUAAAAUUUAAUUAAA